Molecule: messenger RNA, 11935 nt
Organism: Aphidius gifuensis
Lineage: Eukaryota; Metazoa; Arthropoda; Insecta; Hymenoptera; Braconidae
Product: ankyrin repeat domain-containing protein 17-like
Biological process (GO): innate immune response
Cellular component (GO): cytoplasm
Molecular function (GO): protein binding; RNA binding
Source: RefSeq, a predicted model, not a curated record
AGCCAAAUGCACCGAAUGGCCGAGAAGGGUAUCCGGGUGAGUCUUUCGGGUUGAAAAAUAGGAACUUGGCUCGUCGGCCAUAGUAUGUACAGAGAGUCAUGGCGGGUGUGUAUAGCAGCUUACGUGAAUGACGACCGAUUGUGAAUAAACCAAGGAAUAAUAACCCCCACCUCCCUAAAAAAGAAAAAAAAAAAAUAUUAUUAUAAAUCAGUUUCAUCGUCUGCAGUGGAAAAACGGCAGUCGAAAAAGCGAAAAAUAAAAUAAAAAUAAGAUAUAUACAGUUGAAAGUUAUAUAAAUUUUUAGGUAAAACGAAAAAAAAAAAAAAAAAAAAUCAAUCAACCUUUAAAUAUAUAUAUAACCGACAAUUAAUAACGAACAAUAAUUGAAGCAAGCAAAAAGAAAAAAUAAAUAAUCGAUAGUGAAAGAAAGUAAAUAUAUUUGAGAUGUUUUAAAAAUUAAUUCAAGUUUAUCAUUAAUAUAUUUAUUAUACAAAGAAAAAUAAAAGUGUGUUCCAUGUGUGUUAAUGCGACACGAAAACGGUUAUAAAGAAAAAAAAAAAAAAAAGUUUAAUACAAAUUAGUGUCAUAUGAUUAAUCCGGUAGGUAAAAAUGCAGAAUGUAGCACAAGGAACAACCUCAGAUUGUAAUAAUCAAGAUAAACAAAGUGUACAAAAAAAAUCAUCAACUACAACAUCACAAUCAUCGACAUCUAGCCCAACAAAAUCUGAGACUGAGACAUCGUCUGAGCCUCAGCCACGCUAUAUGUCAGACUCAUCGGGAAGCGAAGACAGUGAGCCGGAAUAUUACCGUGCUGAAAUUGAACAAACAGCUUCGGAGGAGGAUAAUCAACAACUUGCAACAUCAAACUUUGUAUUAUCACCAGAGGAUCCAGAACGUGCUGUUGAUCCUGAAACACAAGCAAGAUUAGAAGCACUUCUGCUGCUGGUAUUGGUAAACAAGCAUCGUGAUGAAGGAUGGCAUUUAGCUCGUAAUCAAAAUGAAAAACGUACAUUAGUUGAGGCAUGUACUGAUGGUGAUGUUGGUACUGUUAGAAAAUUAUUAACUGAAGGACGUAGUGUACAUGAGACAACAGAAGAAGGUGAAAGUUUAUUGUCACUUGCUUGUUCAGCUGGUUAUUUUGAACUUGCACAGGUAUUAUUAGCAAUGAAUGCAAACGUUGAAGAUCGUGGUAUCAAGGGUGAUUGCACUCCAUUGAUGGAAGCAGCAAGUGCUGGCCAUGUUGAUAUUGUUGGAUUAUUAUUGACGCAUGGUGCUGAUGUGAAUGCUCAAUCUACAUCAGGUAACACACCAUUAAUGUAUGGUUGUGCUGGUGGUCACGAAGAAGUAGUUAAAGUACUGCUCAAUAAUAAAGCGAAUGUUGAAGACCACAAUGAAAAUGGACAUACACCAUUAAUGGAAGCAGCAAGUGCUGGACAUGUAGGAGUUGCAAAAAUAUUAUUAAGUCGUGGUGCUGGAAUUAAUACACAUUCAAAUGAAUUUAAAGAAUCAGCAUUGACAUUGGCAUGUUAUAAAGGUCACCUUGCUAUGGUUAAAUUUUUACUUGAAGCUGGUGCUGAUCAAGAACAUAAAACUGAUGAAAUGCAUACAGCACUUAUGGAAGCAUCAAUGGAUGGUCAUGUUGAAGUUGCCAGAUUAUUAUUAGAUUCUGGUGCACAAGUUAAUAUGCCAACAGAUAGCUUUGAAUCACCCCUAACACUUGCUGCAUGUGGUGGUCAUGUAGAUUUAGCAAUGUUAUUAAUCGAAAGAGGUGCAAAUAUUGAAGAAGUCAAUGAUGAAGGAUAUACACCACUUAUGGAAGCAGCACGUGAAGGACAUGAAGAAAUGGUUGGAUUAUUAUUAGGUCAAGGAGCAAAUUUAAAUUCACAAACUGAUGAAACACAAGAAACAGCAUUAACACUUGCAUGUUGUGGUGGUUUUUUAGAAGUUGCUGAUUUUUUAAUAAAAGCAGGUGCUGAUAUUGAAUUAGGUGCAUCAACACCACUUAUGGAAGCAGCACAAGAAGGACAUCUUGAUCUUGUUAGAUAUUUACUUGAAUCUGGUGCUGAUGUACGUGCACAAACACAAACUGGUGAUACUGCAUUAACAUAUGCAUGUGAAAAUGGACAUACUGAUGUUGCUGAUUUAUUAUUACAAUUUAAUGCUGAUUUAGAGCAUGAAUCAGAAGGUGGACGUACACCAUUAAUGAAAGCAUGUCGUGCUGGACAUCUUUGUACUGUACAAUUUUUAAUAUCAAAAUUGGCAAGUAUUAAUAGAAGUACAACAAAUAAUGAUCAUACACCAUUGUCACUUGCUUGUGCUGGUGGUCAUGCUAGUGUUGUUGAAUUAUUACUAUCACAAUCUGCUGAUCCAUUCCAUAAAUUAAAGGAUAAUUCAACUAUGCUUAUUGAAGCUGCAAAAGGUGGACAUACAAAUGUUGUACAAUUAUUACUUGAUUAUCCACAUAGUAUAAUGAUGAAUUCAUCACAAAAUAAUACAACAACAACAUCAUCAUCGUCAUCAUCGUCAUCAUCAUCAUCUGCAUCAUCUGCAUCAGCUGGUGUUGCUAUUGCCGUUGGUGCACAUGCACCAGUAUCAACACCUGCCUUUCCAAUAUAUCAAAUAACUCCUAAUAAUCAUACAACACCAAUACCACUACCACAACCACCACCAACAACAACAGCAACAAUAGCAACAACGACCUCAUCAUCAUCACCACCAUCAUCGUUAGUACUACAACAACAACAUGUAAACCAAAAAUCAAAUACUGCUGGACAGAUGUCUUUACAAACAGUAACACCAGCAUCAUUAACACAAAUAAUACCAAUAACAACACAACAACAACAACAAAAUUUGGGACAAAUACCACAAAAUCAACAAAUACCAAUUAUUCAACAACAACAGAAUCAACAACAAUCAACUGCUGAACAAAACCAAAAUCAAAAUAUUCAACCAAAACUUAAUAAUGGUAAAUCAUUAUUAAGAAAAAAUAGAUCAGCCUCAAUGAUGCUUGAUAUGAAUUUAACAUCAGCUGAAGCACAACAAGUUCGUACACAACCAGCAGGUGAAGCUAUUAUUACAUCAAGUAAUAUUAAUAAUGAUAAUAAUAGUAGUGGAAAUUCAACUUGUACUAUUGAUGGUUGGACACGUACAUGUCCACCAUUUGCUAAUUUAACUGAACCAGAUGUAACAGUAAGUCCAGCCUCAACUUCUUCAACUGAUAAUAAUAAUCUUAGAAUUCACAGAGAAGAACAAAUUCUUCAAAAACAACAAAUUUAUGAAGAACUACAAAUGGUUGAACGUGAAUUACAAAAGAAAGGUAAUAAUCUAUAUCUUGGAAGUUCACGUGCUGAAAUGGAUGAACAAAGUAGACAACAACCUGAAGAUAAUGUUGCUGAAUCAAAUGAUCAAUUAAUGCCAGUGUUUAGCAUUGAUUUACCAGCUCAAUCAUUAAAUACUACACCCAGUGGACCACAUGGACCAUCAUUAAUACCAGAUGAAGAAAUAGAAAGACAACGCUCGUAUCAGCAUGGUCAACGUAUUUUGUUGGAGGCAGGUUUACGACGUUUACAACAAACCUUGCCAUCAUCAACAAGUGAUAGUGUAGCAAUGAUACCAAUUACAACAAUGUCAAUGUCAACAGCAACAACGACAAUGACUAUGACAAUGACAACGACAACAUUUCAAGCAGUAUCACCUCAUAUACAAUUACCACUCUCAGCAACAACAACAACAACAACAAAUGUUAUACCAGCAUCAUUGUCCUCGUUCACAUUGUCCCAACAACAAAACCAGGCAAUUACUCAAUUGGCACAAACAAUAACAACACCACCUCCAACAUUAACAACAACAACAAUAUCAAAUCCUCAACAAAUAACGACAAUUAAUGAUGUUAAUCAAAACACUGCCAUAAGUGAUCGUCCAAAAGCUAAACCAAUAUCAAAAAAAGAAAUUCGUAAAUUAACAGCUGCUGGUAGAUUAUUACAAAAACAAUCAGAACAACAACAACAACAUCAACAACAGGUUAAUCUUAUGGCUGGUUUACAACAACAGUAUCAGGAAAAACAACGUCAACAUACUUAUCAAGUUCAACAAGUACAACAAUUACAACAAUUGAAUGAACAGCUCCAAUUACAAUUGGAUAAUGUCCAGGUACAACAGCAACAACAAGAUCAUCAACAACAAGAAGGCGUGGUGGUUGGUAGUGGUGGCGAUAUCCUAAUGCCUAGUCAGCUGGUUGAACAACAACUACACCCCACUCAGACACCCCAUCAUGGCAAUCUACAUGAUCAGCAAACAGCUCUGGAUAAUACAAGAGAGAUGACGGAUAUGGCUAAAUUUCAUACAGAAAAAAAAGCAUGGCCAUGUAUUGCUGCUGCAUUAAAAAGUUCAAAAGCAUUGACCAACGAUAAAAUGCUUAAAUUUCAAGAUGGAAUGCAGAUACCAAUUGAUGAAGUUGUUGAAAUUAUUGAAUCUUUUACCUUCGACGAUGUGCCUAAUGCUGAAAAUGAAGAUCUGGAAAAGUUGGAUUUAAAUAAAUUAAAAAUUUCAGGAUCUAUUGAAGAAUCAGAUUUAAAAAUAUCAGUGGAUGAAAAUAUGAAAUUUUUGCAAAAUAAAGCGAAUGAACAGGAACGUCAAGUCGCAAAUGAUGAUCAUGUGCGAAAUGAUGAUGUCUCAUUAGAUUCAAAAGAUGUUGAGUUAUAUAAUUCUUUUAAAAGUUUUGGACAAACGAAUGAAGAGACAGAUUCAAAAGUAUCAGACGAAAAAAAAAUGAAGUUUUUACAAAAUAAGGAAUGUCAAUUACCAAAUGAUGACCAUAUGAGAAAUCUUUUUGUAUCAUUGGAUUCAAGAAAUGCUAAUGUAAUUGAAGAUUUUCCAGAGAGUCUUAGACAAACAAAUAAACUUGUUCAUGAACCUUAUGAGCCACAUCAACCAUCACCAAGACAAAAUCAAUCAACUAAUGCUGGAAGACCUGCUCAACAAUCAAAUGGUUUUGCUCAGCCAUUAAGUGGAACAGUAACAAGUCUUAGUCAAGUUCAAGCAUCAACUCAAACACCAGCAAGUAAUUUACCAUCAAAUGCAUCAUCAAUUGCUAGUUGUUCAGAUAAAAAACAAGUUUAUACAUCUGUUGCUGGUGGUAAAGGAAAAAAAGCACGUUAUCCAUUAUUAUCAUCUCAACCACAACAACAACAACAACAAACUUGUCAGCAACAACAACAAACUUGUCAACAACAAAUAUCUCAAGUACAACAACAGUCACAGACAAAUCAGAUGCCUUUAAAUUUUUCAAUAGCAAAUGGCCAACAAACACAAACAGUUGGUUCAGUUGUUCAAACUUAUCCAGUUCAGCAUACUCAACAGCAACAACAGCAACAACAAUUACAACAACAAUAUCAACAACAAUUACAGCAACAACAACAACAACACCGAUAUGAUCCCUCAACUGUAGCUGCAGCAGCAGCGGUAGUAACAGCAAUGACAUCAACGUCAACAACAACAGCUGUUGCUACAAGUACAAGUCAAUAUCCUUCAACAGGUAAUACAGUAUCAACAAAUACAAGUCCAGUUAAUACUGGUUUUACAGCACCAGGUAAUCAAGUUGCAUUAGCACCAUAUUCUUGUAUGGAUGUUGAUUCAGAAACAGAUAGUAAUCAUGAUACAGCAUUAACACUAGCAUGUGCUGGUGGUCAUGAAGAACUUGUUGAAUUUUUAUUAUCACGUACUGCUGAUAUUGAACAUCGUGAUAAAAAAGGUUUUACACCAUUGAUAUUAGCAGCAACAGCUGGUCAUCAAAUUGUUGAAAUAUUAUUAAAUAAUGGUGCUGAAAUUGAAGCACAAUCAGAAAGAACAAAAGAUACACCAUUAUCAUUGGCAUGUAGUGGUGGUAGAUAUGAAGUUGUUGAAUUAUUACUUAAUCGUGGUGCAAAUAAAGAACAUCGUAAUGUAUCAGAUUAUACACCACUUAGUUUAGCAGCAUCUGGAGGUUAUGUUAAUAUUAUAAAAUUAUUAUUAAAUCAUGGAGCUGAAAUAAAUUCACGUACUGGUUCAAAAUUAGGUAUAUCACCAUUAAUGUUAGCUGCAAUGAAUGGUCAUAGUUCAGCAGUUAGAGUAUUACUUGAUAUGGGAAGUGAUAUUAAUGCACAAAUUGAAACAAACAGAAAUACAGCAUUAACAUUAGCAUGUUUUCAAGGUAGACAUGAAGUUGUUAGUUUAUUUGAUAGAAGAGCUAAUGUUGAACAUCGUGCUAAAACUGGCUUGACACCAUUAAUGGAAGCAGCAAGUGGUGGUUAUGUUGAUGUUGGUAAAGUAUUAUUAACAAAAGGUGCUGAUGUUAAUGCAACACCAGUACCAUCAUCACGUGAUACAGCAUUAACAAUUGCUGCUGAUAAAGGACAUUGUCGUUUUGUUGAAUUAUUAUUAUCACGUGGACAAGUUGAAGUUAUAUAUACACAAGCUAAUAGUCCACUAUGGUUAGCAGCAAAUGGUGGACAUUUAAAUGUUGUUGAUUUAUUAUAUCAUGCUGGUGCUGAUAUUGAUUCACAAGAUAAUCGUAAAGUAUCAUGUCUUAUGGCUGCAUUUCGUAAAGGACAUAUGAAAGUUGUUAAAUGGAUGGUUAAUCAUGUUACACAAUUUCCAAGUGAUCAAGAAAUGACAAGAUAUGUUGCAACAGUUAAUGAUAAAGAUUUAUUAGAAAAAUGUCAUGAUUGUGUUGAAAUAAUACGUGCUGCUAAAGAAACACAAGCAGCAAAAGCCAAUAAAAAUGCAUCAAUAUUACUUGAAGAAUUAAAUAUGGAAAAAUCACGUGAAGAAUCUAAAACAGCAGCAGCACGUAGACGUGAACGUAAAAAAGAAAAGAAACUUGAAAAAAGAAGAAAACGUAAAUUUAUGAAGAAAAUAAAAAAUGAAACAACAACAUCAACAUCAUCAAUAUACAAUGAUAAAGAUGAUGAUGAAGAUGAUGAUGAUGCUGCUGAUAAAAAAACUGAUGAUGAAGAUGCUGAUAAUGAUAAUAGAAUACAUGAUAAUGAAAGUGAUAAUGAUGAAGAUGGUGUUGAUAGUUGUGAAAGAUUAGAUAAUGUACCAUCACCAUCACCAGUUAAUCGAGUUAGUCCAGAUGAUCAUGAUAAAGAAGAAGGUGAUAGUGGUAUUGAUGCUAAUAGUCAAGGAAGUUGUAGUAGCAAUGAUGUUAAAGCACGUGAACGUAAAAAAGAUAAAAAGAAAAAAAAUAAUAAAAAUAUUCCAAAUAAUAAUAGUAAUAAUAUUAAUAGUAAUAAUAAUAAUGAUAAUAGUAAUAGUAAUAAUAAUAUUAUUAAUAAUAAUAGUAGUAGUAGUAAUAUUAAUAAUAAUAGUAAUAAUAGUACUAGCAAUGAUAAAAAUACAUCAACAAAUGUGUUCAACUCAACAUCGAGUCAAAAAAAUCAGACUGUGACAUCAACCAAUAAAUCAUUAUUAACAACAACAGCAGCAGCAGCAGUAGUAACAACAACAAUUACUACUACUGCUACUACUACUACUACUACAUCAUCGACAAAAAAUAAUAAUAAUAAUAUUACGGAUAAACGUUUAAAUUCAAAUACUACAAUUGUAUCAAAUUCAAUUGGUUCAACAAAUGUUCGUUCAACUUUAACUGCAACAUCAUCAAUAUCUUCCACUUCUACACAACCAUCAACAAGUACCUCAUCAUCUGAUCGUAAACAUAAUUCAACAAAUAAAUCACAUAAUCUUAUUUUUGAAUCAUCAAGACAUCCAGCUGAUCGUGAAGAUUUUGAAGCAACUGGAAAUGAUUGUUAUAUAUCAGUCAAAGGAAAAAAGACAAAUAAUAAUAAUAAUAAUAACAAUCAGUAUGAUGCUGAUACACUCAAUGCAAUUGUCAAUAAAAAUAAUUUAACAAGUCCAAAACAAGCUGGAAAAAGAGAUGAAGGAUGGAAAGAAGUUGUAAGAAAAGGCCAGUCAGAUGACUCCAAUAGAUUUACAAAUUCUUCCUUUCGUACGAUAAAAGUAUCUGUACCACCAACUGCUAUUAGUAGGGUUAUUGGACGUGGUGGAAGUAAUAUUAAUGCUAUUCGUACAGCAACUGGUGCUCAUAUUGAAGUUGAAAAACAAAGCAAAGGCCCAGGUGAACGUACAAUUAAUAAAGGAUCACCAGACGCUAGUAAACAAGCUUCCAACUUGAUUAAUAGUCUUAUUAAAGAUCCAGAAUUUGAUAUACAACAAGUGUUAACAAAAAACAGGUUACCAAUUGCUGGACAAUCAACUUGGGACAAAUCAAUGUUAACAUCAAAUGUUACACUUAAACCAAAAAUGGUUUUAUCUGUUAAUAAACCAACAACAUUACUUACUGGAUUAACAAAUUCUAAUAUUAGUAAAACUACCUACAAUGCAACAGGUAUGUCAUCAGUAAGUCAAAUAAUGCCAAUGCGUUCAACUUCAACAAUUAAACUUCCUGGUGUAUUUACUCCACCAUUGACACGUGGUGCACCAUUAACAGCUGUAACUAAUGUAACAGUACCACCACCACCACCAUCAUCACGUCUUAUUGCAACAAAUGAUAAACGUACACAUGUUGUGUCAUCUUCGACGUCACCAUCACCAUCAUCAUUGACGUCGUCAUCAUCAACAUUGUCAUUAUCAUCAACAUCAACAAGUGAACAAACGACAAAUAAUAAUACACGUACAACAAUGUCAUAUACAAGUGCAAUAAUGACAUCAGGUAGAACCACAAAAGUUGUUACAACCAAUACAAAUCAAACAUUUGCAGCAAAAUUAUCAGAAGUUACUGCUACAACUGCACAACUACCACCACCACCACCUCAACCACUAUCUUCAACAUCAUCAGCAACAGCAGUAACAACAGCUGCAGCGACAAUAACAACAGCAGCAGCAACAACAACAACAACAACAACAACAGCAGCAGCUAAUCUAUCAAAUAAUUGUCAAAUGACCAAUAAAAAUAUAUUGUGUAAUAAAACACAAACAAAUACAGUGGUUGUAACAUCAUCAACAAUUGUAACAACACCACCAUCACCACAACCACCACCACCUAUUGCACCAGCAUUGUCAAUAGCAUCAUCUUUGACAUUGUCGUCAUCGUCUUCAUCUUCAUCAUCCUCGUCAUCUUCAUCGUCAUCGUCGUCAGUAUCGUCGACGUCUCACAGCAAAUCAACUAUGAUGAGUAUAUCACCAAAACAUUCUCGACCAAUGUCUAAUUUAUCAACACCAACGAUGCCACAUUAUGCUAAUAAAACUUGUUAUUCACCAAAUACGUCGUCGAAUUGUUCUGAAAAUAAUUUAUUAUCAGCAUCAACAAAUUCAAUGCGUGUUACACCAUCACCACCGGUUGUUCAACAAGUUUUAAAUCAACCAACUCCUCAACAAAUACAGCAGCAACAACAACAGCAACAACAACAUCAGCAGCAACAGCAGCAACAGCAGCAACAACAACAACAACAACAAAUUGUACAACAGCAACAACAACAACAACAUCAACAAAUGCGAAGUACAACACCAGUUGUUGCUCAAAUUCAUGAACAACAACAACAACAACAACAACAACCAAAUAAUAAUAAUCAGCCACAACGUACAAAUACACCACUUGAGUAUUCAUUGUUUAAUAAUACAUUUUCAAAAGUAACUCAACAAUCAAUGUGGGGUCCUCGUGAUAAUGAAAUGACACAUCAAAAAGGUAUGAAUUUUGCAACAGUUGCUGGUGGAGGUUCAUCAAAUAAUUCAUCAAAUAUACCAACAAAUAAAUUUAUUGAUAAUUCACCACCACAAGUUGAUGCAUCAAAAGCACCUGGUUAUCGUGGUAAUUCAAUGUGUUCACCUGUAUCAAGCAAAACAAAUCAAUCAAUAAAUAAUAGUAAUACAUCAUCACCAAUGAAUAAUGUAUCUGGUGUAUCACCAUCAAGUAUACCUAAUCAGAUGCAAACACAACAAUUUCAAGCUUCACUUAAUUUUAAUAUUGAACAACAUCAAAUACAAACAAAUAAAACAACCAGUGGACUUGCUGUUGCACGACCAGUUAUGAAUCAGCAAUCAACAAUUGAUCAUCAAAAUACUGGAUUAGUAGGACAAUUUAAUCGUAAUGUAUAUCCCAGUGAGAUUGCAUCAAGAAAUGCACAACAACAACAACAACAUCAGCAUCAACAACAACAAAGAGAAAUGCAAGUGAAUCAACAGGUACAAAAUCAAUCAGCACCACCACCAACACAACAACCACCUUCACAAAAUCAACAAAUUCAAGAUUCUCAACAACAACAACAACAACAACCACCACCACCACCACAGCAGCAACAACAACAACAACCAUCUCAGCAGCAGCAACAACAACAACAACAACAACAACAGCAACAACAGCAGCAACAACAACAGCAGCAGCAGCAACAACAACAACAACACCAACAGCAACAACAACAUAUUGAUGUUGGUUUAUAUAAAAAUAGUAAUAAUGCAUAUGAUCAUUCAAAUGUAAAUUCAAGUUUAUUAAAAAUGGUGCCAAAUGAUGGACAACAAAGUGGUCAUCCAAUAAUACCAUUUCAUCAACAUAUACCAAGUCAUAUGCAAGCAAUGAAUCAAUCAGGUAAUGUUAAUACAGUUAGUAUGUCACGUCUUAAUCCACGUGCACCUGAUUUUUCAAGUUCAUUACAUUUAAAUAGUAAACAACAACAACAAGUUGCCAUGUUUAAUUCACAACAAAAUGUUUUACAUCCAAAUAUAUUUCCUCCAAUUCCAACACAAGGACCAUUACCACCACCACCAACACAAUUACAAAAUAAUAAUUUAGCUAUGAUGAAUAAUUAUCAAAUUGGUAAAUAUCAACAAAGUGGUGGUAAUAAUAAUAAUAAUAACAAUAAUAGUAAUAAUAAUAAUCGUGGUCCAGCAAAUAUAUCAACAAAUGGACAAACAAGAUGGCAAUUUGGUCCACCACCACCUUUAACUCAUCAACAACAACAACCACUACCACCUCAACAACAACAACAACAGCAGCAGCAACAACAACAACAACAACAAAGUUAUCAAGAACAAAUGAUGGCACAAAUGAAUUAUCAAAAUCAUUUAAAUAAUAUGAGUGCUGGUAAUGGUAUGUCACCAACAGUUGCUGUUGCUGCUGCAGCAGCUGCUGCUAUUGAAUUAAUAUCAACUAUUGAAAAUGGUGCAUCACCAGCAAUGUCACCAGUACAAAUACCACAAGAUAUUAAUCAAAUGAAAAUUGAAGAUAGAAAAGUUGUACCAAAACCAAUUGGUAAUGAAAGACAAUAUAAAAAUUUUAAUCCAAAUAUGGUAAGUGGUGUUGAAGCUGAACCAAUGAAUUGGGUAUUACCAAAUAAUGAAAAAUUAGUUAAUUCAUGGAAUCCACCACCACCACAACAACAAUUAACAAAUAUGGAUAGACAUCAAAUAUUUAGAACAAAUCCAUCUUAUAAUCGUGUACCAAAUAUGGAAGCUGAUUUACAUCAUGGAAUUGAUACAGCUUAUAUGGCUCAUAUGGAUAGUCAACAAGGUUUUCCAAAUGGUAGUACAGCAGCAUUAGCAAUGAUACCAGGAUUAACAAUAAUGCCAGGACAAUAUGGUAAUCCUCCACCAACGUUAUCUGACAUGCAACCACAAAAUGAUAAAAUUGACGCACCUGGAUGGAGUUUACCUGAUCCAAAUGUUCAUGAUAAAAAACAACAUCCAUCAUGGAACGCUGGCCCAACAAAAUGGCAUUAAAUAAAUAUUAUUUAAAAAUUAAACUCGGCUAUUACUACUCUCAUUAAUUCGCAAAAGAUCUGCUCAAGAUGAUACAAUGAUAAUGACGAUGGAUCCAACAAUGAUUCAUAUUUAUUCACGUCUAUGAUGAAGCAACUAAAAAGAUAUAUUUGAAUGAUUAUUAUAAAAAUUGAAAUUAUGAUUAAUAAAAAAAAAAAAAAAUAAUAUUAAUAUUAAUAAUAAUAAAUAA